This is a messenger RNA of Effrenium voratum, 1782 nucleotides long. NCBI's taxonomy places the organism in Eukaryota, Dinophyceae, Suessiales, Symbiodiniaceae. The record is from the annotation of a GenBank genome assembly.
AUGGCUCGGGAGAUCUCGAAUCCGCUGGGAGUGAUUGACGAGCUCUUCGCGAGGUGCACCGGGGACAAGCCGCCAAGUGAGUGGCAGGAGAAGGCUCACUUUGUGAAAACGCUCGAGCUGGAGAAUGAGGAGAACUUUGCCCGGGUGCCGUGCUUGAACGAUGUGCUGGCGGAGGAAAUCCCGCCGUUUAGCCUGGUGCGGUACAGGUGUUUGGUUCAGGACGUUUUCGAGCCUGAGCUCUACUCCAUGCUCCUGCUGGACCGCGAAGCGCAGCGCUUUGUGACCACCAAGUACCGGGAGACCCUCCCGGGUGGCAAGGACUUACAGGAUUUGGGUCGCAACGGGCUGGGCACCCGGGGCGCCUACUACUGCGUGCCGCUGCCUGGAGAGACGCCCUGGGCCAAGGCCGCCGCGGCGGCCGGGCGCACGGCAGCGGCUUCCGCGGGCCAAAGCCAGGCCCGGACCAAGCGCUCCAGGGACGAGGACGUAGACAUGGCCGACAUGGAGCCCGCGGCGGAAGCCGCGCCGCAGGUCUCACAGAAGCCGAGGCAGAAGCAGGCGCCAGUGCCGACUCCUGCCAGGAACUCGGAUUCCUUCGGCCUGAACUUCCCAUUGCCCUGGGAAGAGGACCAGCGUGCCACCGCCUGUAUCGUGAAACUCUACGACGAGGACGCGGAAUCCUUGCGGCUCUGCGAGAGUAUCGAGAUCCUGGGGGUGCUUUGCGUGGAUCCCUCCAUGGCCAACUUGGGGGACGCACCAUCUUGGCCCUACGAUGCCAGGAGUCCAUCCACGGCCCUGGUGCCCCGUUUGCACGGGCUCGUGGUGCGGCGGCUUCCCUUCUACCACCCCGCGCUGCCCUUCAGCCCGGCCUUCCUCUCAGAGGCGCGCCUGGCGCAGGCCUACCAGCGCGGCCUGGGGGGCCUGCAACAAGCGAGGAGCGCCGCCAUCGGCCUGCUGCAGCAGUCCCUGAAGGACCCCUUGGCCGCGGAGUACGUCUUGGCGCUGCUGGCUUCCCGUGUCUAUGGCCACACCAGCGGCAUGGCUUUGGGGCAAUGGUCCUUGAACAUCUCCCACUGGCCAGAGGACACCGCGAAAUCACUCCACGGCGCGGUGUCGCAGCUCGUGCCGCUGGCCGCACACUUGCCGCUCACGGCGGAGACGUUGAGUGGGGGCCGCUGGAAGCCCCGUAAGGACUUCGAGGCAAACCGCCUGGUGGCGGGGAAGCUGCAGCUCGCCCCCGGCACCACGGUGCUGCUGGACGAGGCGCAGAUGGCCCAGGGCACGCUGAACGAGGUGGGAGUGAGGGCCGCUCAAGCUUUGAACAGCUUGGUGACAGAUCAGACGCUGCAAUGUGACUUCAACAGCUACGACGUCCCGAUCCCUCUGGAAGUUAACUGCCUGUUCGUGUCCAAGGGAGUGUCCAUUCUGAAGCUGGCCGAUGUGGUAGUUCCUUUGCAGCCGCAGAACGUCACUACGGACAUGGCGUCUGUUGGCGCAGGCUUAGAUGCGGCAAGGUUCCUCCUAGCGCUGAUCACCCGGCAAGCAAGGCCCUUCAGCAUGCCUGAGGAGGUGACAGCUCGGUUCAGCGAGGACUUUGCGCAGAUACGCCAGGAGCAUCAGGACGUGGGUCAGCGCACGGUCCACGUCUGGCGCUCUCUGGCACGGGCUGUGUGCCUCACCCACGGCGAGGAGGUCCUCUCGCUGGAGAGGUGGAACUCGGUGCUCGCGAUGGAGCGCGAGCGCCUAAGGCGGAUGACAGAGAGCGGCAUCCAGAUGGCGUGA